Molecule: messenger RNA, 1685 nt
Organism: Gasterosteus aculeatus aculeatus (three-spined stickleback)
Lineage: Eukaryota; Metazoa; Chordata; Actinopteri; Perciformes; Gasterosteidae
Product: non-selective voltage-gated ion channel VDAC2
Biological process (GO): monoatomic anion transmembrane transport
Cellular component (GO): mitochondrial outer membrane
Molecular function (GO): voltage-gated monoatomic anion channel activity
Source: RefSeq, a predicted model, not a curated record
CGACUAUAUUUUGGGUCCUUCAGCGUCGAGGUCAGGAAGGUGUUUGUUGCGGCGUCUCCUCCACAUCGUCCUACGCCGGGUUCUGUCGCUAUUUCAGGCGCUUUUCCACUUUCGCAACGUGACAGCAACAUACUCGACACCGGUAAUAUUCUGGGAAAAUGGCGAUUCCUCCAACCUAUGCGGACCUUGGAAAAUCAGCAAAGGACAUAUUCAAUAAGGGAUAUGGUUUUGGGCUGGUUAAGCUUGAUGUGAAGACAAAGUCUUCAAGUGGAGUGGAGUUUAAAACGUCCGGCUCGUCCAACGUCGACACCAGCAAGGUCAACGGAACCCUGGAGACCAAGUACAAGUGGGCUGAGUAUGGGCUGACAUUCACGGAGAAGUGGACCACGGAAAACACACUUGGAACAGAAAUCUGUGUUGAGGAUCAGAUCACCAAAGGGCUGAAACUCACUUUCGACACCACGUUUUCACCAAAUACAGGCAAGAAGAGCGGCAAGGUCAAGACUGCUUACAAGAGGGAAUACCUGAAUGCAGGUGUUGAUGUGGAUUUGGAUUUCGCUGGUCCUACGAUCCACGGAGCGGCCGUAGCCGGCUACGAGGGCUGGCUGGCCGGCUACCAGAUGACCUUCGACUCGGCCAAAUCGAGGAUGACUCAGAGCAACUUUUCAGUUGGUUACAAGACGGGAGACUUCCAGCUGCACACCAAUAUAAAUGAUGGUUCGGAGUUUGGUGGAUCUAUUUACCAGAAGGUCAACGACCAACUGGAGACAGCGGUGAAUCUUGCCUGGACUGCAGGCAGCAACGGAACUCGCUUUGGAAUUGCUGCAAAAUACCAGUUAGACUCCAGUGCUGCCAUAUCAGCUAAGGUGAAUAAUUCCAGCUUGGUAGGAGUCGGAUACACUCAGACCCUCCGGCCUGGUAUGAAACUAAUCCUUUCUGCGCUGGUGGAUGGGAAGAACAUCAAUGCUGGAGGCCACAAACUUGGUCUGGGCCUGGAGCUGGAGGCAUGAGGGUCUGCUCUGCCUCUUCAAAGGAAGAAGAGAAACGUCAGCUCAAUCUGAUCCUUCGUGUUCCCGUCUAGUUCCGCAACAGAUGUUUGAAAGAGGUGAAGCCAAAAUAAAAAAAAAGAAGAACCACCAGCCCCCUUUGUAACUAGUCCUGUUGCAAUCAUGUGUAUUUGUCAGUUACUUCUUCUACCAGCUCAUCCUCAAUCGUGAUAGGAUCGACCCUCUUGUGAAAGCAACAUGGAAUGGCUUUGAAAAACAACCUUUGUUACUUUGCUGCAGUGUGAUAACGUAGAAUGUAAAUCUGAGCUGUUAAUUUGCACAGUAGAUUAUCUCUAUUUAAGAUCUUUCUCCUUUUGUUUUAUUUGCACAUUAUAUUUUUAUUCUAGAGGUGACGUUCUACCCGUUGGAAGGUUUACUCCAAGUUAUGCUAAUCACUUUCGAGGCCGAUUUAGUGGCUCAUCUUCCCUUGAGACCUCCGCUACCUUGAAUACCUUCUUCUAAGCUGCAAGACAUUGCCAAAUGGAUUAUUAUUUUCAGUGUGACUUGAAAAAGUGAAUUAAUAUCAGAGUGAACAUCCACUUUUCUUCCCAUUUCUGAUGGUUGUCACACUAAUCAGGAAGCGAUCCGUGUGUUGGCGUGUGUCUAACCUUUGCAAUAAAGUCUGUAAAUCAACCAAAA